This is a messenger RNA of Anolis carolinensis (green anole), 1720 nucleotides long. RefSeq names its product nudix hydrolase 13 (gene nudt13). The record is from RefSeq and is a predicted model, not a curated record. The coding region runs from base 961 to 1500 and encodes 179 amino acids. NCBI's taxonomy places the organism in Eukaryota, Metazoa, Chordata, Lepidosauria, Squamata, Anolidae. Gene Ontology annotation, molecular function: hydrolase activity. The transcript has 6 exons.
AAAUUAAAAAGUUUUUGGUGGAAGUUAAACAGGAUGAACAGAGAAUGGAGGAUUCCAUGCUUGUUGGCUGUUCAGAUGAAUGCACACCAUAUUUUGCUCUGGAUCUAGGCCUGUUUAUAGAACAGAGACAACUGCAGUAGCCUUGGUGGAUGAAUCCCCUCAAAAUGGAAAUAUACAUAUCAAGUACUUCCCCGUUUUAUUUUAUCUUUUGUUUUUAUAUUUAACUUUCAUUCUUCACAUAUAAAGUCCAUCCUGCUCAUUUUAAAUCAGUUUAAGCUAGCAUGUCGUCACUGCAGGUCUCUUGAGCUGUGGGAUGUUUAUGGUAUGGAGUAUUCACCCAGGCAUGGUUUUCCUUGGAGGGAUGCUUGUGACUUUUUGUAAGCUUUGCAUUCAUUUACAAAGAGAUAAGGAUAGAUGCAGAUACAGCUAAAAUACCAUCAGGAAUUUCACUUUCAAGGGACCUUCCAUGUUUCAUGUGUUCGAUUCUUUGAAGCUGGGUGCAGAGGCUAAGGAAGAGAAUGGGCAACCCAUCCCCAGAACAGUUUCUGUAUAUUCUCCAGGAUAUGGUGCCUUAUUUGCAAUAUCUAAAGCAAAGGGAAUAUUUUUGAGGACCAUUACUAUAUUCUUAAACAGUUGAGUUUAGGCAGUGAUCCCAGUUUAAAACACUCAUUUAGCUGUAUGGUAUUUCAGCCUUUGUGAUAGCAACAGAGCUGUAAUUAUAGUUAUUGAUAGAAAACCAAGGGUGUGGGGCGGGGUAAUAACAUCAAAAUCUGAUUCCUACAGAUGUAUUGAAUUCCAGGAUGGUUGGACAAGGCUUCAGUUGAAUCAAAAUUCAAUGGGUCAUUCACAGACUUCCGGAAAGCUUUCUUCCAGUUAGAAGAAGAAGAAAUAUCUUUGAUUUCAACGGCAAAGGCUCUCCUCCACUGGCAUGACAAUCACAAGUACUGCAGCCAAACUGGGAUGCCCACGAUGAAGAAUCUGGCUGGGAGCAAAAGGGUUUGUGACCACAGUGGAACCAUCUAUUACCCACAGAUGUCUCCAGUAGUUAUUACUUUGGUGUCAGAUGGGAGUCGAUGCCUUCUUGCACGGCAAGCAUCAUUUCCCAAAGGGAUGUACAGUGCUCUGUCUGGCUUCUGUGAUGUAGGUGAAACUCUGGAAGAAACUGUGCGCCGGGAAGUUGCCGAGGAGGUGGGCUUGGAGGUGACCUCUCUGUGGUAUUCUGCUUCCCAGCAUUGGCCGUUCCCACACAGCACUCUCAUGAUCGCUUGCCAUGCCCAGGUGCCUCCGCAGCAGAGCGAGAUUAGUAUCAACGAACAAGAGCUGGAAGCGGCCAGAUGGUUCAGCCGCGAGGAGCUGGUGGAGGCUCUUGGAAGGGAAGCCAGACCUUCCAAAGCAACGGACAACAGCCUCGCCUUUUGGGUGCCGCCUAAGCAAGCCAUAGCCCAUCAUUUAAUCCAGGAGUGGAUUAAACAACAGGACUCUCCAUCAUGUCACUGUUAACUACUCAGCUGAUCAAAAUCCGUUGGUUUUACCACUAGUGUCUUUGUUCCAUGGACCUUGGUUCAUUAUUUUAUGCAGGAGAUCUAUUGGCAGAGAAAAUUAUACCUCUUAGCACUUUUGCUAAACAGAGUGCCUGUCUUCCUGUUUCUGGUGUUCAAUGACUAGGCAAUAAAGAAUUUGAUACAAUCAAUAGAAGAAUUAAAUGUUUUACAGAUACAGA